Aphis gossypii (cotton aphid) is the source of this 3258-nucleotide messenger RNA. RefSeq names its product protein ecdysoneless (gene ecd). Bases 366 to 2420 code for a protein of 684 amino acids. NCBI's taxonomy places the organism in Eukaryota, Metazoa, Arthropoda, Insecta, Hemiptera, Aphididae. Gene Ontology annotation, cellular component: nucleus. The transcript is spliced from 12 exons. The record is from RefSeq and is a predicted model, not a curated record.
GAUUAUUAUGCUUUAAAAUUCGAGCUCUAGUCAUUGCAGUAGGUACUACACCAUAGGUCCAAAAAGAGCUGCAGUGCGCUACUUAAUAUGUUAUACAAAGACUGAAAGACGAGAUAUUUAGAUAUAUAAUACAUUGUACAUAUUAUUAUCAAUAUUACCCAAUUUGCAUUUUCCCCUAUUAUCAAUUAUUAUCAACAUUAUCAUUGGCGCUUGUGUGUGUACUAUAGUUUAGUUUUAGUCUGAAUUCACAAGUCUUCAUUGGUCUCUGCGAUUUCGUGUUAAAGUUUAAAAAUUUAAAUUAAAAAAGACAACGAUCCUUUAGGAAAAAUUUUAAUUUUCCACAUCACACCCCUUAUCGAUUCCAAAUGGACAGUGCAGUAACAACGGUGAGGUAUGAAGAUUAUGUCGAGUAUUUUCUGUUCGUCCGAUCGGACAAUAGCGAAGAGGAUGCCGAAGAACUGGUGAAACACAUUAACCAUUUGAACACUAAGGCAUUGGAGUUGGUUGACCGGCUGUCCGAAGAGUAUAUAUGGCAUAAGGACAAGUUCAAUUUGAUACCUCGGUUUUGUCCAUCAGCGGAACUGCGACAGUCAUUCUCCGAUACUUCAGAUGAAGUAUUACCGCCACAUCUGUAUGGUGUAACUCACUAUGGUGAUAAUAUUGAAGACGAAUGGUUCAUUGUAUACUUGCUGAAAGAGAUUACAAAGGAAUAUCCUGAACUGAUUGCUCGUGUCAUAGAUUCGGAUGGGGAAUUUCUAUUGAUAGAGGCUGCAGAGUGUUUACCAAAUUGGGCAAAUCCCGACAACUGCGAUCAGAGGGUCUACAUAAGUGAAGGUGAUGUUCAUAUUAUCCCAUUGGUUAGUGCAAAUAGUAGAAAAUCAAUUACUGUUUCACAAGCAUUGGAACAGAUCACUAAGUAUCCUACUGCCACUGUAGCUUCACCAGAAGUCAACUCUGCAAUAUCAUCGCGUUUGCAUGGGUAUCCUGGUAAAAUUAAAGAAAAUCUCCAUUGUUGUCAUGCUUAUUUACCUGUAGGUGUAGCCUAUUUAUUAAAACACCAACCUAGUUUAAUAGCACCAGCCGUAUUAGCAUUUUGUCAUAGAGAUAUGUUGGACAUUAAAGCAUGUCAAACAAUGAAACAUUUUCCUCCUAAAGAUAGAGUAAUGUGCGCUGUGACCAUGACCAAAUGUUUGUAUGCUAUGCUUAUAAAACAAAAAUGCGUUCCUGAAAAGAGAACUGGUUGGGAUUUAGUUGACCCAUCAGACUCUCUCUAUAAAGCACAAAUUACAGGAGUAAGAAUAGCUUGUGGAUUUGAAAUAUUAGUUAGUCAAGCAAAAUCAACUGUCACAGAUACACCUGUGGAUUUGACCUAUGACAAACGUUGGCAUCAUUACAAAUCUUCGUUAGCAGAUAAAGGAUAUUUUAAAAAUUUAUAUGAAGGUUCAAAUGGGUAUAAAGUAUUAGAAGAUCAAGCUAAGCAAUAUUACCUAUCAAAUGUAGAUGAAUAUUUAUCAUCUCCAUCAAUUAGUCAAAGAAUUAAAAAUAUUUUAGAUGGUAUUACUGAACAAGAAUUAGUACAGCUAAAAAGUAGUACUUUAGAUCUAAAACCAGCUGAUGAUGAAAAGUGGUUAGAUGUAUCACCAUCUGAUUUAGAUCGUAUUCUCGAACAAAAGUUUGGGUUGAAAAAUUCUGAGCAAUCUUCAGCAUCAGAUUUUGCUUCAUCUUUUACUGAUAAGAUUAGAAGUUUUUUGAAUCAAGCAUCUGAUAUAAAUGGAGCAGAUUUUUCUAAAAAUCAUCUUAGUGAUGAUUCUGAUGAUUCCGAUGACGAAGAUAAACCUAAUGAUGAUAAACUUUCCAACUUACUAGUUUGUGGACCAGACGUAAUGCGACCAUCAAACGAUGAUAAAGAUGCGGUAGCUGUUAGAUACAAAAAAAAUAAAAAUAAAAAAAGUAGUGUGAAUUUUGAACCUGAAAAAUAUGAAGCUGCACUCAGAAGUAUUUUAGAUUUUAAAAUUCCUGAUGACAAUUGGGAUGAGUCAAACAGUUCUGACAUGGAUUCAUAUGGUAGCGAUUGUGAUGACAUGAUGACAGGAAGUCAGGCUGAUCCUAGCAUAGCUAGUUAUAUGGCUCAAAUGGAUAAAGAACUUGCAUCUACAUCUUUAGGGAGUAGUUUUGUAAAAAAACCUACAAGUGACAAUAAUAAACAAAAAAAAACUGUUAGAAUAGACCCUAAUGUCCAAUGUCAAGACAGUGAAGAAGAUAAUUUCUCUGACGUGGAAGAUUUUGAACCUGUUGACAUAGACGUGAACGCUUUUCAACACAUUCUCAAAUCAUAUCAAGAACAGCUUGGUUUACCAGGACCUGCUGGCAACCUUUUAGGGCCAGCUGGUCUGAAUCUAGGCAAAGAUUCUUCCAAAUAAUUUUUUAAAUUUUAAAGUACAAUUCACAUUCUUAUCUUUAAAUAUACAAUUUUUUUUAUAUAUAUUUAUAAUUUACUAUAUAGUUAUUACAAAUAAAAUAAUUCCACAUAUUUUAUAUCUUUUAAUUUAGGUAAACGUUUCAUUAUAAUAAAAUUUUGAAUUACAAAAAAUUCAACUUUUUGACGUCAUAUAAAUAAUUACCAGGGUUGGUUUUUAUAGCACUUAAAAUUGCAUAAAUAUGCACUAUAAUAUGAUCUUAAAUAUUGCUAAAUAUGCACUGAAAACAUGCAAAAAAAGGAAAACUUACCAGUAGAAAUCGACAAAAAAGUCCCAACAAAAUAAGCAGAUAACAAAAAUUAAAUUCAAAUAUCUGAUUUGAAAUCUUCGUAAUAGUAUAUUAUACCUAUAAUCUAUUUAAUAUUAUCGCUGUAAUUGCACAGUGUUGUAGCAUAAUCGGCCUGUUUACUUAAUUUGUACAUUUACAAUUUACUUGAUAAUCUGAUAGACAAAAAUCUAAAACCACGUUUUGGUGAAAUAUAAUUUCAUAAAAUAAGACCGAUUUCGAUUCAAAAGACAGGUAAAAUACCAUUAUAAAUUAAAAAACCACAAAAUAUGCAAAAAUAAGCAAAAUAAAAUUUUUAAUUUGAGUUCUCUGUAUAAUGAAACACAUUUUUAGUUUACUCUGCUAUUUUUCAAGCUACUCAUAAGAAAUAUGCAAAUGCUAUAAAAUCCCAACCAUAGUAAUUACUAUCUUUUAAAAACCAUGAUAAUGUUUAUUUACUCUAGUCGUGAUUUAUUAUGUCAUAUUAUGUAUAAAUAAAAUCUUAAACUAAUUUUA